AUGCCUCGAAAGUUUGGAGGUCGGCGAAGGGUUGUGAUGGAAAGAAUAACAAAUCAAAGAAGGGUGUCUGUCACCUUUGCCAAACGUUAUUCGGGUAUUUUUAUUAAGGUUAGGGAUCUUUGCACCCUUUGUGGGGUGAAGCUUGCUAUUCUUUUAUUAUCCCCAACAUUGAAGCCAUAUUCUCUUGGGGUCCCAAAUGUUGACGCGGUUGUGAAUCUGUUCCUAGGACAAAAUCAUGUCCUACCAUGUUCAACCACGUCUCACCACAAAGAGUUUCUUCGAGAAAUUAAAAUCAAAGAACUCAACACUCACCUCACCAACAUUCUUGGUCACUUAGAAUGUUUGAAGAAGGCUGAGAAAGAACUUAACAAGAAAAGGGAUGAGAGCCAAGAAAACGGCUGGUGGGGUGCUCCUAUAGAAAAUCUAGGAAUAGAAGAACUCGAGCAGUUGAAGGUAGCAAUGCUGGAGCUGAAGGUUCCUGGAUCUAUAUUGUCCGCCAGGACUCCUCAUGGGCUUAUCUUGUGA
Messenger RNA from Erigeron canadensis, 525 nucleotides. RefSeq names its product agamous-like MADS-box protein AGL62. Gene Ontology annotation, molecular function: DNA-binding transcription factor activity, RNA polymerase II-specific; RNA polymerase II cis-regulatory region sequence-specific DNA binding; protein dimerization activity. Gene Ontology annotation, biological process: regulation of transcription by RNA polymerase II. NCBI's taxonomy places the organism in Eukaryota, Viridiplantae, Streptophyta, Magnoliopsida, Asterales, Asteraceae. The coding region runs from base 1 to 525 and encodes 174 amino acids. The record is from RefSeq and is a predicted model, not a curated record. The transcript has a single exon.